AUGGGUUUAAGACAGAGGCGAUUGGCUAUAGGGAGAGACCGGGGAGGGGCCGCUCCGUCGAAUACAGAAUAUCAGGAUGACGUGGUACCUCUAAGUGAGCUGCAGCGGAGGCUAGACUUCGAGCAAAAGGUCUUCGACGAUCGAACGAUUGUUCCAUCCAUUAAAUGGAAAGUACCGGAGAGGCCGCACAGUAGCCUGCAUCUUAUAUGGGGUGCAUUGCUACUACUUGUUGUUCUAUUCGUACGGAGGCUUCCCCGUUUUCCUGGGGUCAAGCCGGCGCGCGCAGAGCCUGGCGACCCUCUGAUGUACUGGGAAGCAAAAAAUAUCCUUGGAGAGAAUCCGAAAGAAGGGCUACAGCGACGACUACGCGCAAACCCUCAUUUGCUGAAGGGUUUUUGUGACUUUGCACAGCUGUCGAAGGAGAGUUUGGAUCGCAGAGACAGGACAGCCCAACGCAUCUACAGCUAUCAGAGGGAAAUGGUAGGUGCCUUCAAUCCACUUCUUAUUGUCACCGAUCGUAUAGAGGCUCUGUUGAAGCAGUUGCCACCACAAGCGCAAACGCUUCCACCCAAUGCCGAGGAGCUGCGUACUCAGUUGGAGCUUCUUAACGAAGCAGAAGCAAGCACGUCGUACAGAAAGGCUGAAUUCCUGGAGAACUGGGACAAGGGACGAAUGAAGAGGGAACUGUACAACGAUCCCGCGGUGAUUAGUUCAUUGCACCAGCUGAUGAAUCUUGACUCGGCACACAUGAGGAAGAAGAUUGCAGCGCUGGAGCUCCUGACCAGCGCAGCCUCAAAAGCAGUCGACGGCUGCAGUAUUGCACCAGUCGUGAAAAGGGAGCUACAGGCUCUUGAGACGAAAGCUCAACAAGCAGCUACCGACGCUCAGAAACAGGCCGCAAAAUGCAUGGAGCUGUUACCACCACAGGACCGCUGGAUGCUUCUGCUUUUCGUCGAUCACAUUGAACCGUCCGCUUGA
Molecule: messenger RNA, 978 nt
Organism: Eimeria necatrix
Lineage: Eukaryota; Apicomplexa; Conoidasida; Eucoccidiorida; Eimeriidae
Exons: 1
Coding region: 1-978 (325 amino acids)
Source: RefSeq, a predicted model, not a curated record